Molecule: messenger RNA, 633 nt
Organism: Daucus carota subsp. sativus
Lineage: Eukaryota; Viridiplantae; Streptophyta; Magnoliopsida; Apiales; Apiaceae
Exons: 2
Coding region: 1-633 (210 amino acids)
Source: RefSeq, a predicted model, not a curated record
AUGGAAACGGCAGCUGAUGCUGUUGAUGAUUAUGUACGUAUUGGCGAGAGCAUGGUAAUAGAGAGUUUAAAAAGGUUUGUUAAAGCAAUUGUCGAGGUAUUUGCAGCUGAAUAUUUGAGACGACCAAAUGCGGAAGAUGCGUCUAGAUUAAUGGCAGAGACCGAACGACGUGGCUUUCUCGGAAUGUUGGGAAGUAUCGAUUAUAUGCAUUGGAAGUGGAAAAAUUUUCCUACUGCUUGGCAAGGAUCUCUAAACGACAUCAAUGUAUUAGAUCGAUCGCAUCUAUUUGAGGACUUGGCAGAAGGUCGUGACCCUAAAGUGAAGGAUACUAUUAACGGAAAUGAAUAUAACAUGGGCUAUUAUCUUGCUGAUGGUACAUAUCCUUCUUGGCCAACAUUUGUUAAAACUAUUCCAAGGCCUCAAGGUAAUAAAAGAAAGUUUUUUGCGUCUGCACAAGAAUCUAUGAGAAAAGAUGUUGAAAGAGCAUUUGGUGUGUUGCAGUCUAGAUUUGAAAUGGUUCAUGGCCCAUCACGAUUUUGGGAUGUGAGCACAAUGAAGUAUAUUAUGACAUCUUGUAUAAUUUUGUACAACAAGAUCAUCGACGAUAAGAGGGAUAUCCAUAUGGAAGAAUAA